AUGGCGGUGCACUCAUCUGCUGCUACCUCUGCGACAUCACGACCAGGUGAUCAGAUAGAGUGCAGUGGCAAAGAUGCUGAAAGUGUUAUAGCCGAAGACAAACAGGACUUGCUGAUGGAUAAACGAGCUACCGGUGUUGGACAGCAGGCCACCAGCGUCGAUCCGAGCACGCAACGGAACAAAAGGUUCUCGAGACGACAGAAAGUGUUUCUAGGAGGGUGCUUCAUAGCGAAUGUCGCCUCUAUUUUCUUAGCUAUCGCCAUGCCUCUCGCUUUCUUCACAGAAGAAGUGCUGAGCAGCUUUCCAACUCAGGGUAUUGACCGUCAUCUGGUCGUAGGAAUUGCGUUUUCGUCAACAACCUUAAUGGAAGCUCUUGUUGCUCCGGUAAUUGCAGCGGAUCUGCACAAUGCAGGUGCAGUGAAUGUUCUAGUUUUGAGCUCGUUUCUGAUCAGUGGUGCAGUGCUACUAUUUGGAUUUCUCAACCAGAUCAAAACUUGGAGUGCAUUUGCAACUUUAGCAAUAUCACUUAGAACUCUGCAAGGUAUUGGGAGUGGUGCAAAUGUCACAACGACUUACGCCCUCUUCGUAUACACGUUUCCAGAAUCAACCGGAAUGGUGAACGGCGUCAUGCGCUCUGUAACCGGCUUUGCAUUUGCCGUAGCACCGGUCUUUGGUGGAGCUCUUUAUGAUGCUGGUGGAUUUGGCCUGCCAUACUUCGUAAUGGCAGGUACUCUGGGCACUACAACCCUCCUGAAUAUACUCCUGCUCUUACUCGUCGGGAAUGACGUAGAUCCUGCCGAUGACAACCACAGCAAGCAAACACAGUCGCGACGUGGAAAGGGCGAAGUAACGUUCAAAUACAUCCUGAGUGUACCGUGGGUGUGGAUGUGCCUGAUGUUACUAUCCAUGUGUGGUAUAUUGGCGGGGAUGUUUGAGGCCACCAUCUCCCCGUACAUGAAGGAUUCGUUUGGAACGUCGUCCAGCCAGGGUGGGGCAGCAAUACUGCUGUUUGCACUCUUGUUCUCGGCUGCUUCCUUGUUCUGUGGCUACGCUAUGGACAAAUGGAUAAGCCCAAGAAACAUGUGUGUAUUUGGACUGUGCAUGGCCGUUCUCUCCUUUCUACUCUACGGACCUGCAUCCAUAUUACCUAUUAGACCAUCCGUGGCGUUGGCUUACAUUUCAGGCAUACCGGUUGGAGUAGCUGCUGGAACAAUGCAAACUGCAGCACCAGAGGACAUGCUGCGCACGUUGCUUCGUCGUAAUGUGGGAGAUACGUUUGUUGUAAGUGCGUAUGUUGGCGCCAUCACGCAAGGAGUCGUGUCGCUUGUAUACACGCCUGGACUCCUCUUGGGACCUGUUCUGGUAGCGGUGGUUGGGCUGCGCAGGCUUUCGUCACUCAUGUUGGCAGUAUACGUGGCGCUGAGUCUCAUCUUUCUCGUCGGGUACCUAAAAAAGCGCAAAUCAGAGAGGCAGCAGGACGAAACUCGUGAUGAUACCCAUCAUAAUAAUACAUGUGACCCAGCUGUGAACGUCACUGAACAAACAGAAAUGAUACCGCUGGUAACUGCCGAUCAACACAAAGCCCAAGUGAAAUGA
Molecule: messenger RNA, 1596 nt
Organism: Sycon ciliatum
Lineage: Eukaryota; Metazoa; Porifera; Calcarea; Leucosolenida; Sycettidae
Product: vesicular acetylcholine transporter-like
Exons: 1
Coding region: 1-1596 (531 amino acids)
Biological process (GO): transmembrane transport
Molecular function (GO): transmembrane transporter activity
Source: RefSeq, a predicted model, not a curated record